AUGGGCCCGGUGGCUCUCGACGUUGCCUUUUUGCUUCUCAACAUCUCUGUGCGGCUCACUGCCUGUGAGGUGAACAUGUCCAAGGAGCCGUGGAGGAACCCGGAGCUCAGCGACGAUAUCAAGGACCUGAGAGCCAACUUGCCGCAGGUGUAG
Messenger RNA from Geosmithia morbida, 153 nucleotides. RefSeq lists its product as uncharacterized. The coding region runs from base 1 to 153 and encodes 50 amino acids. Lineage: Eukaryota; Fungi; Ascomycota; Sordariomycetes; Hypocreales; Bionectriaceae. The record is from RefSeq and is a predicted model, not a curated record. The transcript has 2 exons.